Molecule: messenger RNA, 1083 nt
Organism: Stegodyphus dumicola
Lineage: Eukaryota; Metazoa; Arthropoda; Arachnida; Araneae; Eresidae
Source: RefSeq, a predicted model, not a curated record
AUGAGUAAACUAUUGCUCACAAUACAAAGAAUGCAAUUAUUACUGAUAUGCAGAGGAUACAGAACCACUUCUACAGCAGCACUUCAAGUGCUUGCUGGUAUACCACCAUUAGACUUACAAGCAGAACGGGAAUCCCUAUUGGCAAGAGUGCUGAGACUAGAUGAGAAUGCAACAUUAUGGAAUCAGAACUAUUAUCACACAGACUAUGAAAAGCACAAACCAGUUCUUUUAGGGCACCCCGCAGACAUAGACUUGUCCGAUAGCAUCCAACUUGUGUACGCAUCUUCAAAAAAGAACAGCUUCAGCCUCUACACGGAUGGAUCCAAAACAGAGCGAGGCGCCGGUAGUGCAUUUUGCGCUUUACAAGGGGAGACUAUUAUUAAAACAUGGAAAAGAAGACUAGAUAUUAGAAAUACAGUCUUUCAGACAGAGGUUGCAGCGCUAAAAGCAGCAAUUAAAUUUGCAGUUUAUUCACUUAGAUUCAGAGCAACAAUCUUCAGUGACUCGGCCUCUAGCCUGGCAGCGAUUAGAGGAAAUAAAAGCAGGAGCUCUUAUGUACAAGAGCUCAAAAAAAUUCUUUUGCAUUGCCCUCCCUCCUUACGUCCACACUUGGUCUGGGUCCCAGCUCAUGUGGGCAUCACAGGCAAUGAAAAGGCAGAUGAGCUUGCCAAAUCGGCAGCAAAUGAUAAAAGCCUGAGAGAAUAUCCUGUGAAACUCCCAACCUCUUAUCUCAAGAGAAGUACUCUUGAAAAUUUAUUAUGCCAGUGGCAGGAAAGGUGGGACUCAGCACCCACGGGUAGAAGGACCUACUCUUUUUUUCCAAAAGUGGGAACUGUAGCAAAAGUCACGAACGGUGCACAGACCCACUUUUUUUCUGGACAUGGACCAUUCCCUACCUAUUUAAAGAGGUUCCACUUAAGCGGAACAGAAUUCUGUGAAUGUGGAGAGGUAGGUGAUCCAAGAUCACUAUCUCUUCCAUUGUGCAUCCACCAAACCUUAUCACCUGAGGAGAACCAAGUGAUUUAUUUUGGCCACAAUGGGCAGAAACAAUCUGCAAGAAUAGUAUUGCUAAACGCAAAUUGA